Molecule: messenger RNA, 1617 nt
Organism: Setaria italica (foxtail millet)
Lineage: Eukaryota; Viridiplantae; Streptophyta; Magnoliopsida; Poales; Poaceae
Product: AP2-like ethylene-responsive transcription factor AIL5
Exons: 9
Coding region: 1-1392 (463 amino acids)
Biological process (GO): regulation of DNA-templated transcription
Molecular function (GO): DNA-binding transcription factor activity; DNA binding
Source: RefSeq, a predicted model, not a curated record
AUGGACAUGGACAUGAGCUCAGCUUAUCCCCACCAUUGGCUCUCCUUCUCCCUCUCCAACAACUACCACCAUGGCCUCCUUGAGGCUUUCUCCAACUCGUCCUCCGCUCCUCCGCCGCUUGGAGAAGAGGGCGCCGUGGAGGAGUCGCCAAAGAUAGAGGACUUCCUCGGCGGCGGCGGCGGCAUGGGUGCCCCGCCGGCGACGGCUGCAGAGGACCAGCUUGUCUGCGGCGAGCUGGGUAGCAUCGCCGCCGGGUUCUUGCGCCAAUACCCGACGCCAGGGGCGGUGGAGAACCCCGGUGCGGUGACCGUGGCGAUGUCGACGGAGGUGGCGGAGUCCGAUCAGGCCAGGAGGCCCGUCGAGACGUUCGGGCAGCGCACGUCAAUCUACCGCGGUGUCACCAGGCAUAGGUGGACAGGGAGAUAUGAGGCGCACCUGUGGGACAAUAGCUGCCGCCGGGAAGGCCAAAGCCGCAAAGGCCGCCAAGUCUACUUAGGAGGUUAUGAUAAGGAGGAGAAGGCGGCGAGAGCUUAUGACCUCGCCGCACUCAAGUACUGGGGUCCGACAACGACGACGAACUUCCCGGUGUCAAACUACGAGAAGGAGUUGGAGGAGAUGAAGUCGAUGACGCGGCAGGAGUUCAUCGCGUCGCUCCGCAGGAAGAGCAGCGGCUUCUCGCGAGGUGCCUCCAUCUACAGAGGAGUCACACGGCAUCAUCAGCACGGCCGGUGGCAGGCAAGGAUCGGCAGGGUGGCCGGAAACAAGGACCUGUACUUGGGCACUUUCAGCACUCAGGAGGAGGCAGCAGAGGCGUACGACAUCGCGGCGAUCAAGUUCCGCGGGCUCAACGCCGUGACCAACUUUGACAUGAGCCGCUACGACGUCGAGAGCAUCCUCAACAGCGAUCUGCCAAUCGGGGGUGGGGCAGCUGGCCGUGCCUCCAAGUUCCCAUUGGACUCGCUGCCACCAGCGAGCGCAGCUGCCAUGAUCACCGGGGCGGUGUCACAGGCCAUGCCGCCGUCCGAGAAGGACUACUGGUCCCUACUCGCCCUGCACUACCAGCAGCAGCAGCAGCAGUUUCCAGCCUCCGCAUACGAGGCCUACGGCUCCUCCGGCGUGAACGUGGACUUCACCAUGGGCACGAGCAGCCACAGUGGCAGCAACACCAGCAGCGGCGUCAUGUGGGGUGCCACCGUGGGUGCAAUGGGGCAGCAGGACAGCAGCAGCAACAAGCAGGGAAACACCUAUGGAAGCAACAUUCCUUAUGCUGCUGCAGCUAUGGUUUCUGGAUCAGCUGGCUAUGAGGGCUCCACUGGCAACAAUGGCACCUGGGUUACCAGCAACACCAGCGCGGCCCCCCAGUACUACAACUACCUGUUCGGGAUGGAGUAGGUGAAACUGACAAAGCAAAGCUAGCUGAAAUCAGGUGAUAGGCCUAGGAAGCUAGGACUGACAUGGAACUGGUCACAAUUUUGGCUGCCUACGAUGUGCCCAUGUAUGGAUGCAAUGCAUCCUUCUGCUAUUCAUAAUGUUUCCUGACAUAGUACUGUAGCAGAGAACUCAUGUACCAUCAGCAUUUCUAAAUUCUAAUUCAAAAUCGUUUUUAGUUACUUGGUC